UUUUGUCAGUCAGAGGAAGUGGUGAACGUGUUUCCUGCCUUACACACAGACACACAAACACACACACACACACACACACACUGAAGUGAGGCAGAGGAGGGGAAAGCAGAGCUCGAGCGAGAGACGGUCUCAGGCAGCAGCGAGCGAAGAAAAUGGCGAUCAUGCAGGACGAGUUCCUCCCCUCGUAGAUGCUGCAAACGAGCUGAAUUUCUUUUAGCACUUUACACUUCGAUGAGAGAUUUGGAAUCGGAAGCUGUUGCCACCAAAGAAACUGAAGCAUCUUAACAGGGAUCAAACCCAUAGAGGGAAGAACAGUGGAUGGAAGAGAGAGAGAGACGGAGAGUGUGAAGAGGAAGGAGGAUAAGAAAAUACAAGACUGGACAAAAGUGCCGGAGCACACCAAGUUGAGGCAGAGUCCAGCAUUGAAACCACCACCCCCCUUCCCCCUCCCCGCUCACACACAUACGUGCACACACAAACACACAUACAGUCUUCAGCGAUGCCAAGGGGGCCUGAUCAGCCUUCUGCCCGCUCUGAUAAGCCCCGCCUUGUCACUUCAGACCCUUGAGGCUGUGUCCUCCUGAGCUUCGACUUUUGACCUCCCCUUUGUCGACCUGGGAUCCAGAGGUCACCCGUUCUCCACUCAACCCAGGGACGCCCUCCUGCCCAGCCAGGAGCCGCAGCCACAAGCCGCACUCACAGGCAUGGCUCCCAUACGGGAUUCCGUCAGCCACUCCCCUAAUCAAACAGGUCUGGAGCAUCCUGUCUUGGACUCGCAGUAUGAGCCUUCCCCUUGGUCCUCUGGCUCUCCCUGCAGCAGUGAUAGCAACAGCAACUGGGGCAAAGUCCUAGUGGACGGAAGUACUGACAAACCCAACAUCCCCUCUUCAACCAACUCUUCUGUCUGGCCUCCCUCCUCUUCCUCUUUCUCUUGCUCUUCUUCUUCCUCCUCUUCUGGUUGUGGGUCAGGAUCAGACCCUGAGCUGGCAUCAGAAUGCAUGGACGCUGAGUCUAGCUCCUCAAUUGGCUCAGAGAAAAACCUCUCCGCUGUUGCCGUGACAACAGUGAUGAUGAUGUCAGCAAAUGCUUCCUCCUCUGUGUCUUCUACGGCUUCUUCCCCCUCUUCGGUGACAUCUGCAAUGAUGGUCGGCGUUUCUGUGAAUGGAGACAGCAACGGAAACAGUCGGCAGGUUAUUGGUGGAGGGAUGGGAACCAUCAGCCCUGCAAAUAAUGGAAAUAACAAUAUCACAGGGUCCUCCCACUACUCCGUGGCUGGGUCCAGCAGUAUUGGCAGCAAUAACAUGGGUAACCACAACAUCAAGCUCGUCAACAGCAGUGGUGUAUGGGGCACCCAGUCAGGCAGCAACAUGAUAACCACAGGUGGAAGCACCCCCUGCAUCAAUGGAGGGUUAAACCCAAACACUUUAAACCCAAAUGCCAACCACGGUGCCUGGCCCCAGAAUCCAACCCCAAGCCCAGGGUCCCUGGGCCAACGGCCUCCACAGGCUCAGGGGAUAAGUUCCAAACUGGGUAUAGCCCCCCAACAGGGCCCCUUGCUGGGCUGGGGUGGCAUGGCAGCUCCAGACAACAGCAGUAUGAUGGAAGUCACUGAUGUGAGUAAUGGUACAGCAAGCAGCAACAGUGGAAAUGGUGGCCUGCAGUCUACCAACCUUAACACUGAAUCCAAUGGACCAAAUAACACUAUUAUGAUGAAUACUACUACUACUACUACUAAUGCCACAAUGACCUCUAGUCCACCAAACUCUACCGCCUCACCCCAACUCAGUGGGGAUUGUUCCUGGGGUUCCAUUGGAGGAGGGAAUGGUGGUCCGAUGGCCAAUGGAAAUCCCUCAUCAGCCCCCCAGAACCCCCAAGGAGAGCUGGGGGUUGCUGGGGCCUUCGGUACGCCUUGGGGCGCAACUACCUACCCUGGAGACAAGGGCCCCCCAAAUGCAGACACUGUGAACCCACAAAACCCUGCCUUAAUGCAGGCUGGAAACCCCCAAAUCUCCUCUACUGCUGCUUACAAGAGUAAUAAUAACCACAAUAACACUGGGGCCCCGCGCUGGGACCAGGGGCCUGCCAAUAAUCCUAACCAGCCUCAGAGCAACUUGUCCUGGGGUGUCGGCUCAAAUCAAAUCCCAGGCUCUGCAGGCCCAGGCAAUGGGAACCAAACUACGAUGGGCCCUCCAGCAGGGAUACCUCGUCCUUGGGGGAGCAGCGCAUCAUCUUCGUCCUCAACCUCAUCGUCCUCUUCCACAUCAAACAACAAGAUGUCAAAUGGAGAAUGGGGAUCAGCAGCUCCAGGUAACACCACAGAUGCUGGAAAUCAGAAAGGAAGCUCAGCCAACAAUGGCUGGAAGAGCCUAGAGGAUGACGCCAUUGGCAUGGGAGGUGGAGCAGGUGGAAGCCAUGGCCUAGGGAGUGUCACUGGAGGCUGGGGUCGCUCUGGAGGAAGUGAGGGAAGUGGAGAAAGCUCUGGAGGUCAAUCUAGCUCAGACAGAGAUGGCACUCUGUCAAAAGUAGGAAACCGCAGAAAAGGUACCAAUUCUCCAACAGCAGUAUCAGCCCCGUCCCGGGCUGAUGUGGACCCACGGGUUCUGUCCAACACUGGGUGGGGUCAGACUCCCGUACGGCAAAACACCACCUGGGAUGUCAAUUCUCCAAUUAACAUUCAGCCCCAGGGUCCAAGACGAGAUGACAGAAAGCACAGUAGUAGUGGCUCCAACUGGGGUACAGCAGGACCGUCAGCUCCUUCCCAGAACUCUGGAGGCUGGGGUGGUCGUCCGAACAGCUCAGGUCAGGAUGCAGGAGGUUCUGGCUGGGGAGACCAGAGACCAAACUCCAGUUGGGACAGCAAAGUCUCAGCGAGUGGAGGUGGUGGGCAGAGUGGCUGGAAUGAUGGUUCCAGCUACAAGGGUAGCAACACCAAUAGUAACACAUGGAGCAACAACUUUAACAAAGAUGACAGGUCCAAUACCUGGACUAAUGCGCCCAAAGCGCAGCAGGGCUGGGGUUCCAACAGUGGGAAUGGAACUGAAGGGUGGGGUAGCAGUGGAGAUGGUGUCAGAGGAGGACCCAACAAUCAAUGGGGGGAGCCCCAAAAAGGUGCUGGCUCAGUGGGCUGGGACAGCGACAGCGACCGGUCUGGCUCUGGAUGUUGGAGCGAUCCAAGCCGAACCAACACCAGCAGCAGCAACACCUGGGUCGGGAGUGGAGGAUCAAAUACUCCAGAUCAGAGCGCGUCAAACCAAGGUUCCAACUGGAGUGAAUCAGUCCACAAACCCAAUUCUCAGAGCCAGGGCCAGGGCUGGGGUGAGCCAAUGAAGAACAACCACGGGGCCCAGAACUGGGGUGAGCCGAAUCCCAAGCCCUCCAACGAGUGGGGGAAAGGUCCCGAACCACACAUGUCCAGAAGCAACCAUGGCUCUAACAAGCCCUCAGGCUGGCUGGGAGGCCCCAUACCCACAGGAGGUCAGAAGGAGGAAGUGGCUACUGGGUGGGAAGAGCCUUCUCCAGAAUCCAUACGGCGCCGAAUGGAGAUCGAUGAUGGCACCGCAGCUUGGGGAGAUCCUGGCAAAAAAAGUGGUGGAUCUGUCAACAUGUGGAACAGGACCAGCCAAUCAGACCAGGAAAGCAAGGGUCAGUCCUCUCAGCACCAGUCUCAUCCAGCACACAACUCCAUGCAUCCUCCUCAGCCCAUGCAUCCUCCUGCACAGGAGAAUAACUGCACUUCUGGUUGGGGUGAGCCAUAUCCCAAGCAGAAGGAGUCCUCAACAUGGAGGGAGCCUGCCGCUGCGCCGCCACCGCCUGUUUCGGUGGACAACGGGACGUCUGCCUGGGGGAAGCCCAUCGACAGCAGCUCCACUUGGGAAAAACCCAGCAGGGACAGCAGAGACUCUGGGCCUGGCUGGGGUGGCCACCAUAAGUCUGCUCCAGGUCCCAAGCCCAUGGAGACAUGGUGUGGUGAGGACGGGUCCAUGGGCAAUAGCUGGGACCAGGAAGAAGAGGUGGAGAUUGGCAUGUGGAGCAACAGCCAACAGGACAACAGGUCACAUGACCAAAACACCUGGAACUACAAGCAAAAAGCCCCAAACAAGAUGAACAAACCAGUCAACAAACAGGAUGAACCCUGGAUGAAACCUUUCAUGAACCAGUUCAGCAGCAUGAACUUUCCUAGAGACUCUCCCGACGACUCCAUGAAGACAGGAGUGGGGAUGGUGCAGGACAAGCGCAUGGACAUGGGCAAUAUGGGAGACUACAACGGAGUUAUGGGGAAGAACCCUGGGUCUAGACACCAGCUCCACAAGGAGUCUCCCAUGGAUCGCAACCCUUACUAUGACAAGAAUGUAAACCCAAUGAUGGGUGGCAGCAGCGUAGCACAGGGCCGAGGUGGCCCCCAGUCCCAGAUCCCCCCCCAACCCAACCUUCGUAACCAAGUGCCUCCACCCAUCCUGCCCUCUCAGGUCCCUCCAUCCCUGUUGAAGUACCCAGGAGGUAACGGAGGCCUGAACCCUCUGUUCGGACCUCAGCAGGUGGCUGUGCUCAACCAACUCUCCCAGCUCAACCAGCUGUCGCAGCUCAACCAGAUCAACCAGUUACAGCGUCUUCUCCUCCAGCAGCAGCAGCAGCAACAGCAGCAACAGAAGGCUCAGAGCCAGAGAGCAAUGCCCGUGGGACGACAGCCUGAACAGACACGUCCUAUUGGUUCGUCUCCAUCAAUGAUGCAGCCUCCACGUCACCUGGACCCCUCUUUGCUAAAACAGGCCCCACCUCACAAACCGUACCUGGAUAACUACAUGUCCCACAAUACACCUGAUAUGCAGAAGGAUGCUGCCUCUCUUGGAUCCUUCAGCAACUUCCCUUUAAGCUUGAACUCUAACCUGAAUGUAUCCCUGGACAUGGGUGUUAGUGGCGGUAGUAGUGGCGGCGGAGCUGUGAGCUACAAAGAGCCGCCCCAGUCCAGAAUGAAGAAACUGUGGGCUACUGACCCUCUGGAGCAGAACAGCAAAUCUGGUGCUAUGUCGUCUGGGCUGCGUCUGGAGGACUCUCCCUUCUAUGACUUCCUGUCUCCUGGCCCGUCUCCCCUGAGUCCUCCCGGCCAAUCAAUGGGCUCGGUGGGCGACGGCUGGCCGCCCCGUGCCAACUCCCCCCCGCCCCAUGGAAACACUGUCACCUGGCCCCCAGAGUUCCGGCCCGGGGAGCCCUGGAAAGGUUACCCUAACAUUGACCCUGAGACUGACCCCUACGUGACCCCCGGCAGUGUCAUCAACAACCUCUCCAUCAACACCGUCCGUGACACAGACCACCUCAGGGACAGGAACAACGGGCCAUCCUCAUCACUGAACACCACGAUGCCUUCUAACAGUGCCUGGUCAUCCAUUCGUGCCUCCAGCCACAGCGGUUCCCUCACCAGUACAGCACAAAGCACUUCAGCCAGAUCCAGCGAGUCAAAGUGGUCUCCCGGUGGCGGUUCUGUGUCCAACUCCUCCCUAGCCCAUGAGCUGUGGAAGGUCCCCCUGCCACCCAAGGCGUUGUCCGUGGCACCCCCCUCCAGACCUCCACCUGGCCUCACCAGCCAGAAGCCCAGUCCUGCUUCCUCUGGCUGGGAUGCCUCUUCCCUGAGGUUGGGGGGUUGGGGCUCCACUGAGUCCAGAUACACACCUGGUUCCAGUUGGGGUGACAGCAGCAGCAGCUCAGUGAGAACCCAAUGGCUUGUCCUGAAAAAUCUCACACCUCAGAUUGACGGCUCUACCCUGAGGACCUUGUGCAUGCAGCACGGCCCUCUGAUCACAUUCCACCUCAACCUGCCACAUGGUAACGCUGUGGUAUGCUACAGCUCCAAGGACGAGGCCGCCAAGGCCCAGAAGAGCCUGCACAUGUGUGUUUUGGGGAACACUACCAUUCUGGCUGAGUUUGCCAGCGAGGAGGAAAUCAACCGUUUCUUUGCACAAGGGCAGUCAUUGGCCACUCCCUCCUCCGGCUGGCAGGCCAUCGGCUCCUCUCAGACCAGAAUGGAUCAGUCUCACCCCUUUCCCAGCCGCGCUCCUGAACCGAACCAGUGGAACAGCAGCGAUCUACACAGCUCCUCCCUCUGGGGCGGGCCCAACUAUUCCAGUAGCCUGUGGGGGAGCCCCAGUGGCACCGAGGCAGGGAGGAUCAGCAGCCCUUCUCCAAUCAGCUCCUUCCUCCCGGUGGAUCACCUGACAGGGGGUGGGGACUCCAUGUGAUGGGCCUGCCAAUCAAACUGGCUGGGGGAAGGGUCAGUAGAGAAUUAUCAAUAAUCAGCAGAAGAAAAUGAAAAAAAAAAA
Paralichthys olivaceus (Japanese flounder) is the source of this 6311-nucleotide messenger RNA. RefSeq names its product trinucleotide repeat containing adaptor 6A. Gene Ontology annotation, cellular component: nucleoplasm; P-body. Gene Ontology annotation, molecular function: nucleic acid binding. The record is from RefSeq and is a predicted model, not a curated record. Lineage: Eukaryota; Metazoa; Chordata; Actinopteri; Pleuronectiformes; Paralichthyidae. Gene Ontology annotation, biological process: positive regulation of nuclear-transcribed mRNA poly(A) tail shortening; miRNA-mediated post-transcriptional gene silencing.